GAGGUACAAUCCAAGAUAAGUGAUAGCAGUAUAUGAUACGGUUAUUGUCUACAAUAUUGCCUUUGUUAGGCUUCUGUCUUGUUCGUGAAACAGUAUGUGAUGACUCAGACCAAGGCUGGAAAAUAGUGACUACUGAUAUAGAUGUAACUCUUCAGAACGACACUCAGCCUGAAGGCGGCCUCUUUGUUCAAUCUCUCCAGAUAAGAACUAAAUCUACCAUCGGUUCUGAUAAGGAGAUCACCCUCAAGUUCACUUCUGAUGGCAAAAAAUAUGUGAUGGAUACAAGUGAACGUACCAGUAAGUGUAAUACAGUUACAUUUACAAAAAGAGCUGAUAGUAAUGCUUUGACACGUGAGCUCCAGAUAAAGCUAUCAGAUCCAGUUCAAUACAAGAUUGAAGGUUGUACAGCUGAUGACUGGACCAGUGCUGCGGACAGUUGUGCUCCAGAUUCCGACGGUUAUCUAACCUGGAAUAUAAGGAAAAAUUUCACUAAGACGGAUAACUCUCUGCUGGUAACAUCUCUGCUGGUAACAUGUAAUGAACAAAUAAUGGUUGAUCUGGAUCUAUCAGAUUGUUCAACUUGGUCAAGGUCUAUGCAUAGUUUCCUAUUUAUGGAUGCAACUGGCUCAAUCACUGACGGAUUUUAUCGACGGCCUCCUGGAUGCCUAACCCUUCCGAUUCAUGGUUCACCUCGAAAAUCCGAACAGAUACCUUCUUUCCUAUACCCUACCAGAAAGCCUUAUCUCUCCACUGUGAUGAAGCAGUCGCUAACAAUUUGUUACUUAUUGGUGAUCGCGUGGUGAAGUGUGAUCCUUACCAGGAAGGAGAGGGUGGUUUUGGUUACUCAAACACUCCAAGCUGUGAGACGGCAGAUCUCCGAAAUUGGAGAGAUGAUGUUGGUAGUGGAGUUCUGGUACCAAUAACACUCAUAAUGGAACCUAUACAGAUAAAAACUACAACAACUCCCGGUUCUAAUGAGCUACUGAGUAUCCUCCUUUACACUUUUACAUCCAAGAUAAGUGUGAGAUUUACAGAUCCGAUGCAAUAUUGGGUGACAUCUUGCACGACUGAUUGGGUUGACUUUACAUGUGAUGCACUGGAUGAUAAUGAUAUCCGAAUAUGGACAUUUUCAAGGGAUAUCAAUACUUCUAUUAAGAUAACAUGUAACGAAAAAGUAGUGGUCGAUUUUGAUAAGGAGUUUGGAGAUCAAGAUGAGUAUGGGACUUGUAAGAGUGAUUGGUUUUCUGAACAAGAUGAGGAUAAGUUUUGGAUUGAUCCAGAGACAACAGUUUCUGGUUACUCUUUGAAAGCUGAUCUGACGUCAUGGAGGGUACCCGAUAAAGUUACCAAUGCCAAGAAAAUGAAUCUCGAAAAGUACCCACUCCAAUUCAAAACCGAUUCAGCUUUGGGAAGUAACGCAAGUGUUGGACUUAUUUUUGAAAAUGGAAGAGGGGAUACCAAUCAAUUCCGGUUAAUGGUCGAAUUUAAAGACGAAGCGAAAUAUCUUUUCGAAAUGUGCUCUUACAAUGAAAAGGAAUUGGACUUGGCUCAAUGUUAUGCUGUAAAUGGUAAACAAGAUGAAAUAAUCUGGACCAUGGAAAGAUUUGAAAAUACUGUUCUCGUCUUCUGUAAUGGCGUACAAAUAAUCGACUAUGAGGAAUUGGCUGGGGAGCGAGACCCUGCUGAUGAAUGCGACCCAUGGAGUCUUUCUUAUGCACGGAGGCUUCGAUUCGAAAGUACUGAUGACGCAACUACAGACUACAGAUUCAUGCCAAAAAGUUGUGAUAGCAUACCAGCAGACUGGACAGGAGUAACACCCCCUCCCGAGUUACCAGUUACUGACGGUACUGUCCUCCGUCUAUCCUGUGUUAGUGAUGAAGAGGUUGUAGCUGUUAGCAGAGUAGUGACUUGUAAUCCUAGGUACCCAGAGGGGUUCCAGUACCAGGCUAAACCAGUGUGUAUCAGGGCUGAUGGAGAGGUGACAUUGGAACCGAAAUCUCCUAUUAUCAAGCAUGAUUUAACCAACUCGAUUUUGAUAACUUGUAGAUAUUUCGGACUGAAAGAACCAGACGAAGUCAAAUGGUACAAGGGUUCGGAAACAGAAGACAACAUCAUUGCCCCUGAAAAAUACACUACAGAGUCGUUCGACAGUGACACCUACAAACAAAACAGCGUACUUAAAUUAGAAAACAUUUCUGUUGUGGACAGUGGUGGCUACAUCUGCAAGUGGAUACGAACCAGUAGUAAUGUUGAUGAUGUUUCUGAAACUAUGACAAUCCACGUUAGAACUCUACAGAUGACACAAGAAGCAAAAUCUUACAGUACAGAUGGAUCCAUAAACCUUGAGUGUGCGUAUAGUGGUAAAUCUCAAGGAAGUCUGAAAUGGUUCCACAAAUCAGACGAGAUCUUGACCGGCGGAAAGAACGAAUUUAAAAACAAUGAGCAGAAAUUUACAUUAGAUAUGAAAGAUGUUAGCGUUGAGUUGAACGCAGGGAAAUACAAAUGUGUAUGGUCUGAUGAUUGGUCAGAUAAUGACGGAGACCGGAUAGAGGCUGAGACUGAAGUGGUUGUAAGAACUGGUGUAAUUGUAAGUGAUCUGAGUAAUGAUGGUCAACCGUAUAAGUAUGUUGAAGGUGAGAUUUUAGAGUUGCAGUGCCAGUUUGAGGGUGAUAUUGAGCCGAAAGCAGUCGUUUGGCAAAAUGGUGGUUCAGACAUCAACAUUGAUGGAGUUACGAACAUAAUAUUCAACUAA
Molecule: messenger RNA, 2752 nt
Organism: Bolinopsis microptera
Lineage: Eukaryota; Metazoa; Ctenophora; Tentaculata; Lobata; Bolinopsidae
Exons: 9
Coding region: 662-2752 (696 amino acids)
Source: RefSeq, a predicted model, not a curated record